CCUCCCCCCGACCCUUCCGUACAUCCACAGCUUCAGUUAGCGCACACAUAGCGGAACACGUUUGGCGUGGCCUUGCUGGCACCUGAGCGACCCUUGGACCCUUCCUGUUGACAUCCCUGUACCUGAGGAUCUGCCAGCCCCUCCUCCCCAGAUGUAGAGGGAGUUGUAAUCUUCAGCAGCCGUGUACACAAUUCUUGCGCUGUCCAGUGAAGUUGCCCACCAUGCGCGAGUACAAGCUUGUGGUGCUGGGGUCGGGAGGCGUGGGAAAGUCUGCACUGACAGUCCAAUUUGUGCAAGGCAUUUUUGUGGAGAAGUAUGACCCCACAAUAGAAGACUCCUACAGAAAGCAAGUCGAGGUCGAUGGGCAGCAAUGUAUGCUUGAAAUCCUGGACACAGCUGGAACUGAACAGUUCACGGCCAUGAGGGACCUGUACAUGAAGAAUGGCCAGGGCUUUGCUUUGGUGUACUCCAUUACAGCGCAGUCGACAUUUAACGACCUGCAGGACCUCCGGGAGCAGAUCCUGCGAGUAAAGGACACAGAGGAUGUUCCCAUGAUCCUGGUGGGAAACAAGUGUGACCUGGAGGAUGAGCGUGUGGUCGGGAAGGAGCAGGGUCAGAACCUGGCCCGUCAGUGGAACAACUGUGCCUUUUUAGAGACUUCAGCUAAAUCAAAGAUCAACGUUAAUGAGAUUUUCUAUGAUCUGGUACGACAGAUCAACAGAAAAACACCGAUGGAAAAGAAGAAGACAAAAAAGAAGUCAAGUUGCACACUGCUCUAAAUUGCCAUCCCACGAUAGCUCCAGGCCAGAAACUUGUAAUGAUUAACUGUUUCCCAGUGGAUCGUGCCAGCAUUCCAAGUCCUCUCCGAAGCAUUUUGAAAAAGGCUGACAGAGAAAUUUCACCACUCGCAAAAUGGCAGGAGACGGCACAUACUCUCAAGAAACUCUUUCUUUCUGCUCUUUAAUGGCAAAGAUAUCCACCUCUUCUUUUUGUACUGUCAGCCUGAUGACAACUGUUUUGUUUUUGUUUUUGUCCUCUUCUCCAAGGUGUCUUUCUUUUUGGAAAUAUCAAUAUAAAAGAGGAGACCUUGGAUUUAUAUCCAUCUAUGGGAACUAAAAUGUUUUAUUAAAAGUAACAUCAGAUAUUUGACACAUUGUGACAAUGCGUUCGCAAAAGUAUCCAUGUGAAAUGUUGGUCUUCUUGUACAUUUCUGCACUAACAGUGUCAAUGAAGAUGCAUCAUUGUCCAUAAAUUACUCGCUCCUACUCACAAGGAUGUGUAUUGAUGAAAUAACAUCUUUCCUAAGUGACUUUGUUUUAUAUCGAGAGCUGCAAGCCUUCCAUAUUUCCCAUAAUAUAUUCUACUUCCAUUUUUGCAUAAUAAAGCUAAGGAAAUUAGUAUUUUAUAGACUGAUGGGGGAAAUGGUGCGUUCUGAUUUGUCUUGAGGCUGAAAAUAUAUUGUACUAAACCAACUCUAAUAUCGCUUCUUGUGUUACCCUGUCACAGAUGAUUUUCCAGCUUUUAUGAAUGAUUAAAUUUUAGUACAUUUUCA
This is a messenger RNA of Pelmatolapia mariae (spotted tilapia), 1552 nucleotides long. RefSeq names its product RAP1A, member of RAS oncogene family a (gene rap1aa). The record is from RefSeq and is a predicted model, not a curated record. The transcript is spliced from 9 exons. Lineage: Eukaryota; Metazoa; Chordata; Actinopteri; Cichliformes; Cichlidae. Bases 222 to 779 code for a protein of 185 amino acids. Gene Ontology annotation, molecular function: GDP binding; GTPase activity; GTP binding. Gene Ontology annotation, biological process: Rap protein signal transduction; negative regulation of synaptic vesicle exocytosis; cellular response to cAMP. Gene Ontology annotation, cellular component: plasma membrane.